This is a messenger RNA of Rhizophagus irregularis DAOM 181602=DAOM 197198, 564 nucleotides long. RefSeq lists its product as uncharacterized. The record is from RefSeq and is a predicted model, not a curated record. Lineage: Eukaryota; Fungi; Glomeromycota; Glomeromycetes; Glomerales; Glomeraceae.
AUGUUUGCUCAACUAUAUAUUAUAUAUUUUUUCUUUUUGGUUUCGGCUGUAGUAGGAGUACCUGUAGAAAAUUUACAAAAUCAGACUUCUAGCACUGUUAGUCUUCUGGGUAAGGUUAUACCCACUAAGCCUACAUGCACUGACCCUAUUUAUAGGAAAUAUAAAAGCUCCGCUUGCGUUACAAGGAAAACAGUGAGGGUUUCAUGUGAAUCUUAUGAUCUUCCAGGCACAGUUGUAGAUACUAAUUUUUACUGUGCAGAUGGCGAAUCUUGUAUUGAUAUGACCUCAAAUGAUGCAAUUUGUGUCAACGAAAACAUUAAUUCUGUUCGAGAAUGGGAAAAUAAUCAUGUUGAUGGAAGAGUAUGUUCAGAACCUGUUUUAUUGGUGAAACCACCAACAAAAUAUGAUGAUAACCCUUCAGCAAAUGAAUAUACGGAACUAACAAAUAAUUACAGCUUCACUAUUAAAAAAGAAAAUUUUUCUCAUUAUAUGAGAUUCUGCUUCGUUGCAGGCACUUCAGAGGAAGUACAAGCCGUAGGUGCUCUAGGAUAUGUGUUUCUCUAG